CUCAACUACCCGCAGGAAAGAUAUAUGAACCAGGGGUCUUUAUCUAACUUACCCUUGCGGCCCAUGUUACCUGAUAAUUAUCAUAAGCCAAUAAUUUAUUUCGCCCAACAACAUUGAGAACAUCGAAAGGCUGAAAUUUUCUAAUUUAAAUUUCAAUUUCGUAUUCUCGAUUUCUUCACUCGAAAUUUCCGGACAAAUUCAAAUUCAAUGGCGAUGGCCGCUCCCUCUUCGUUAAUCAGUUUCAACGUCAAUGGUGUUUAUGGCUCUAAGCCCCUUGAACAUGGCAUGGUAAAACUUAUUCCAUCAAGAUCUUCACCAUCUAACAAUGUAUGGAAGCAAAAGGCUAAAUUGCAUGGACGCAUGAGCUGUAAACAACAAGCUUCUGCACGUGCAGCAUAUGAUGCUGGCAGUAGGAGAGGACAUGUCACAGGUGAUUUCAUUGCUGGUUUGGUUUUAGGAGGGGCUAUUUUCGGAACUCUUGGCUAUGUGUUUGCACCCCAGAUAAGUAGAUCCUUGAUGAGUAUUGAUAGAUCCAUGUUCACUUUAGAGGAAGCAGAAGAGUGGUGGCUGAGAAGAAAGUUGCCAAAGCCCCUGUAUGAUGAAAAAGACCUAGAGAUAACCAGGAAGUCUUUGACUGACAAAAUAGAUAAGCUAAAUGCUGCCAUUGAUCAUGUUGCUGCACAACUUAAAGCUGGACAGAAUCCCCCCAAACUGGGUAAAUUUGAAUAUCCUUCUGAUGUAAAAGAUGCUGCCCAUGCAUAAGAAGUCCAUCAAUGUGCUAUAGAAAGGACUCUUUUAUUAAAAGUGGAUAUACUAAUGUUAUUUAUAGAUAUGUUUAAGUUUCUUCAUUAAAUCAGGUUGUUUUUUUGAAAAAUUUCAAUCUUCAUUGCUUCAAUUUGCUAUAGGAAAUGGUUUCAUGAGGGUUUCAUUAUAAAUCUCAUGGAGCAGAGCAUGGCAUGCCAGGCAAAUUUGAAUGGAACAAUGCAAUAGCAUGUUUUUUAUGUGAUUAGGAAACGAGAGAAUGUUUUCAAAGAUGAGCAGAAGAAGAUUAUAUAUGCAAAAUUAUAUGAGAUUCUGAUUCA
Cryptomeria japonica (Japanese cedar) is the source of this 1082-nucleotide messenger RNA. RefSeq lists its product as uncharacterized. The record is from RefSeq and is a predicted model, not a curated record. The coding region runs from base 208 to 762 and encodes 184 amino acids. Gene Ontology annotation, cellular component: chloroplast inner membrane; chloroplast thylakoid membrane. Lineage: Eukaryota; Viridiplantae; Streptophyta; Pinopsida; Cupressales; Cupressaceae. The transcript is spliced from 6 exons.